CCUCGUGCCAAACCACUCCCACCUCCCGCCCCGAGAUAGUUGCUUGUUUCGCUCCGUGAGAGGGACACACACCAAUGGCCAAGAAGCUUUUCAUCACCGCCGCGCUUGCGGCUGCCGUGUUGGCGGCCCCCGUCAUUGAGGAGCGCCAGAACUGCGGCGCUGUGUGGACUCAAUGCGGCGGUAACGGGUGGCAAGGUCCCACAUGCUGCGCCUCGGGCUCGACCUGCGUUGCGCAGAACGAGUGGUACUCUCAGUGCCUGCCCAACAGCCAGGUGACGAGUUCCACCACUCCGUCGUCGACUUCCACCUCGCAGCGCAGCACCAGCACCUCCAGCAGCACCACCAGGAGCGGCAGCUCCUCCUCCUCCUCCACCACGCCCCCGCCCGUCUCCAGCCCCGUGACCAGCAUUCCCGGCGGUGCGACCUCCACGGCGAGCUACUCUGGCAACCCCUUCUCGGGCGUCCGGCUCUUCGCCAACGACUACUACAGGUCCGAGGUCCACAAUCUCGCCAUUCCUAGCAUGACUGGUACUCUGGCGGCCAAGGCUUCCGCCGUCGCCGAAGUCCCUAGCUUCCAGUGGCUCGACCGGAACGUCACCAUCGACACCCUGAUGGUCCAGACUCUGUCCCAGGUCCGGGCUCUCAAUAAGGCCGGUGCCAAUCCUCCCUAUGCUGCCCAACUCGUCGUCUACGACCUCCCCGACCGUGACUGUGCCGCCGCUGCGUCCAACGGCGAGUUUUCGAUUGCAAACGGCGGCGCCGCCAACUACAGGAGCUACAUCGACGCUAUCCGCAAGCACAUCAUUGAGUACUCGGACAUCCGGAUCAUCCUGGUUAUCGAGCCCGACUCGAUGGCCAACAUGGUGACCAACAUGAACGUGGCCAAGUGCAGCAACGCCGCGUCGACGUACCACGAGUUGACCGUGUACGCGCUCAAGCAGCUGAACCUGCCCAACGUCGCCAUGUAUCUCGACGCCGGCCACGCCGGCUGGCUCGGCUGGCCCGCCAACAUCCAGCCCGCCGCCGAGCUGUUUGCCGGCAUCUACAAUGAUGCCGGCAAGCCGGCUGCCGUCCGCGGCCUGGCCACUAACGUCGCCAACUACAACGCCUGGAGCAUCGCUUCGGCCCCGUCGUACACGUCGCCUAACCCUAACUACGACGAGAAGCACUACAUCGAGGCCUUCAGCCCGCUCUUGAACUCGGCCGGCUUCCCCGCACGCUUCAUUGUCGACACUGGCCGCAACGGCAAACAACCUACCGGCCAACAACAGUGGGGUGACUGGUGCAAUGUCAAGGGCACCGGCUUUGGCGUGCGCCCGACGGCCAACACGGGCCACGAGCUGGUCGAUGCCUUUGUCUGGGUCAAGCCCGGCGGCGAGUCCGACGGCACAAGCGACACCAGCGCCGCCCGCUACGACUACCACUGCGGCCUGUCCGAUGCCCUGCAGCCUGCCCCCGAGGCUGGACAGUGGUUCCAGGCCUACUUCGAGCAGCUGCUCACCAACGCCAACCCGCCCUUCUAAACCUCGUCAUAAAGAGAGAGAGAUGGCGGGCAUGGGCCUGAUUGGGUUCAUUGACCAUGCGGCUCUUCUGGGGGUACAUAUUUUACCUACCUACCUAUAAAUAAGGCGGCCUAUCGGGCUCUCGCUUCGUUUAUUAGGUACUUGUUCUUGUACAUACUUUGUUUAUACAUACAGCAGUUAGCAUCCACUAUUCGUUUCGACAAAGCGGAACUUUCCAGAAAAAAAAAGGUUGUACAUAAUUAGUCUUUAGGCUUCGAUUCUUUGUGCCUUUCUUUUUGGUAAAAAAAAAAUUUUUUUUGAGGCAUGAUU
Molecule: messenger RNA, 1832 nt
Organism: Thermothelomyces thermophilus ATCC 42464
Lineage: Eukaryota; Fungi; Ascomycota; Sordariomycetes; Sordariales; Chaetomiaceae
Product: glycoside hydrolase family 6 protein
Exons: 4
Coding region: 75-1523 (482 amino acids)
Biological process (GO): cellulose catabolic process
Cellular component (GO): extracellular region
Molecular function (GO): hydrolase activity, hydrolyzing O-glycosyl compounds; cellulose binding
Source: RefSeq, a predicted model, not a curated record